AUGGUUGCGGUGUUGCUGGUGGUCUUGGUGGUGCGAAGGAACGAAAGUUCUACGGCCAUCAGGCCGAGAGGAGAGGAGGACCUCCCCUGCUUCUCGGCCAGCAGUCGUGGCACGAGAGCGAGGGUUUGCAAAGAGGAGGAGGAGGAGGAGGAGGAGGCGAGAAAGUUGACGAAAUUCCUCACUUCCACGCGGGUGACAAUGGUGUGGAUGAUGCAGAAAGCGCAAUCGAUUAACCAAUUAAUUAGCUGA
Molecule: messenger RNA, 249 nt
Organism: Dibothriocephalus latus
Lineage: Eukaryota; Metazoa; Platyhelminthes; Cestoda; Diphyllobothriidea; Diphyllobothriidae
Source: the annotation of a GenBank genome assembly